AUGACAUUUACACCGUGUUCUCUUCUUUUCUCUCUUUUCUUCUUUUUCUUCUUCUUCUUCUUUUCUUCUUCUUCUUCUUCAUUUUCGAUCAAAUUUCAUCUUUUUCUUAUAAUCGUUUUCUUUGUUCUUUUUGCUUCUUUAUUUUUUGUAUUUUCAUUCCUUUCCAUUUUCCCUCAAAUUUCUCCUUUUUUUUUAACUGCUUUCUUUCUUUCUUUCUUUCUUUCUUUCUUUCUUUCUUUCUUUCUUUCUUCUUCUUUGCAUUUUCUUUCCUUGGUAUUUUUAAUCAUAUAUCUCUUCUUUCUUUCUUUCUUUCUUUCUUUCUUUCUUUCUUUCUUUCUUUCUUUCUACUUUUUUACAUUUUUUUCCUUGGUAUUUUUACUCAUAUUUCUUUUCUUUCUUUCUUUCUUUCUUUCUUUCUUUCUUUCUUUCUUUCUUUCUUUCAUUUUCUUUCCUUGGUAUUUUUUCAUAUUUCUCUUCUUUCCUUCUUGGCUUCUUUGUUUCUUUCUUUCUUUCUUUUUUCUUUUUUCUUUCUUUCUUUUCUUUUGUUUCUUUCUUUCUUUCUUUCUUUGGCAUCUUUAUCAUUUCUCCCUUUUCUUUUUAACUGUUUUGUUUUGUUUGUUCUUUCUUUCUUUUCUUUCUUUCUUUCUUUCUUUCUUCUUCGUCUUCUCUUUUGUAUGUUCUUUCCUUUGCAUUUUUACACACAUUUCUCCCUUCCCUCUUAAACAUUGUCUUUGCUCAUUCCUCUUCUUCUUCUUCUUCUUCUUCUUGUUCUUCUUCUUCUUCUUCUUCUUCUUCUUCUUUUCUUCCUCCCCCUCCUCCUGCUUCUUCUUCUUAUUUUGUUUGCUGAUGAGGAUGAUUUCUCAUGUUGUUUUCCCUCUCCAUUCUUCGCUUUCGAUUUGGACCGAAGUUUAUUGUCCAGUUUUCACUGUCCCUCUUUUUUUUGUUUUUCUUUUCUUUUCUUUUUCGUUUUUCUUUUCUUUUCUUUUCUUUUUCGUUUUCUUUUCUUUUUGCUUACUUUUAAUUCCUACUACGAUAUCGAUCCGGCAAUCAUUCCGAAUUGUCUUCUAUAAUAUACGCUUCUUUCUUUUAUUCAUUCAUUCUUUCUUUUCUUUCUUUCUUUCUUUCUUUCGUUCUUUCUUUCGUUCUUUCUUUCUUUCUUUCUUCAUUAAUAGGCUACUUUUAUUCAUUCAUUCAUUACAUCUUUCCUGCAAUCUCCUUUUCUUUCUUUCUUUCUUUCUUUCUUUUUUUCAGUUCUCCUUUUUUCUUUCUUUUUUCUUUCUUUCUUUCUUUCUUUCUUUCUUUCUUUCUUUUCAGUGCUACUUUUAUUCAUUCAUUCAUUACAUCUUUCCUGCCAUCUCCUUUCCUUUCUUUCUUUCUUUCUUUCUUUUAUUCUUUCUUUCUUUCUUCAUUAAUAGGCUACUUUUACUCAUUCAUUCAUUACCUCUUUCCUGCAAUCUACUUUUCUUUCUUUCUUUCUUUCUUUCUUUCUUUCUUUUCAGUGCUACUUUUAUUCAUUCAUUCAUUACAUCUUUCCUGCAAUCUCCUUUUCUUUCUUUCUUUCUUUCUUUCUUUCUUUCUUUCUUUCUUUCUUUCUUUCUUUCUUUCUUCCUGAAUAGGCUACUUUUAUUCAUUCAAUCAUUACAUCUUUCCUGCAAUCUCCUUUUCUUUCUUUCUUUCUUUCUUUCUUUCUUUCUUUCUUUCUUUCUUUCUUUCGUUCUUUCUUUCUUCCUGAAUAGGCUACUUUUAUUCAUUCAUUCAUUACAUCUUUCCUGCAAUCUCCUUUUUCUUUAUUUCUUUCUUUCUUUCUUUCUUUCUUUCUUUUCUUUCUUUUUUUUCUUUUUUCUUUCUUUCUUUCGCUACUUUUAUUCAUUCAUUCAUUACAUCUUUCCUGCAAUCUCCUUUUCUUUCUUUCUUUCUUUCUUUCUUUCUUUCUUUCUUUCUUUCCAGUGUUAUUAUCGGGCCUUGUUCCCCCCUCUCACUUUCUUUCUACCUUCAUUCAUUGAUUUCUUGAUAACCCUUCUUACUGACAACUUUUCUCCGUUCGACUUUUUCCCUCUUCCACAAUUUCUUUUUCUUUUUUUCUUUUUUUUUUUUUUAAAGAUUAGUCUUCCCGUUUUCCCCUUCAUCUCUCUUAGGAAACAUUUCACGCCCCCCCUCCCCAACCCCACAACACACAUACCUCUCUCUGCUUCUCUCCCACUUAUGUUCUGA
This is a messenger RNA of Acanthosepion pharaonis, 2211 nucleotides long. Lineage: Eukaryota; Metazoa; Mollusca; Cephalopoda; Sepiida; Sepiidae. The record is from the annotation of a GenBank genome assembly.